AUGUGGAACAUCAACUGCGGCUCGUGGAACUUCAACUGCUUCUACCGCAGGCGGAACACGGGAGGACCUUUCGGGCAUCACCAACGCAAGCGGGUAAUUGCUUGUUGUUUUCGACGAUGGCCAACGUCUCAGCAGGAGCUGCUUCCGUUCUGGACCACGCGUGGUUCGUGCACCAAUAAAGAUCGGAGUUCCUUCCGCAACCGCGAAACCAUCUCCGUCCACAUCGGCCAAGCCGGCAUCCAGCUCGGGAACGCCACCUGGGAGCUGUUCUGUCUGGAGCACAACAUUGACCGCAACGGGAAGCUGACCCAGGAAUCCGGCGGCACUCCCGACGGCGAAAACAGCUUCUGCGGGACGUUCUUCGAGCACACCGAGAAGGACCGGUAUGUUCCGCGGGCGAUCCUGGUGGACACGGAACCAACGGUGGUGGACCAGGUCCGGAGUGGUCCGUACAGGGAGUUGUUCCACCCGGAGAAUCUGAUCAGUGGGAAGGAGGACUCGGCGAACAAUUUUGCGAGGGGGCACUUCAACGUGGGGAAGGAGUUGCAGGAGUCGGUGAUGGAGGUCAUCCGGAAGAAUGCAGAGGAGGCGAACAGCUUGCAGGGGUUCUUCCUGUUCCACUCGUUUGGGGGAGGGACUGGAUCGGGGGUUUCGUCGCUGUUGGCGCAGCAGCUGGCGGAUCACUUCAACAAGAAGUGCCGGCUUGAGGUGGCCAUUUAUCCUUCGCCUCAGGUGUCUACAAGUGUAGUGGAGCCGUACAAUUCCGUGCUGACGACGCACGCCUCGAUGGACAACGUGGACUGUACGUUCCUGGUGGACAACCAGGCAAUCUACGACAUCUGUCAGGCCAAGUUACGGGUUGAUAGACCGAUGUACAGCAACCUGAACAGGUUGAUCAGUCAGGUCGUGUCUAGUAUUACGGCUUCGCUGCGGUUUGGAGGGGCGCUGAACGUGGACAUGAACGAGUUCCAGACAAACCUGGUACCCUACCCGAGGAUCCACUUCCCGUUGACCUCGCUGGCACCGGUGAUUUCCGUCGAGAAGGCUGCCCACACCACUAUGACCAUCGCGAAGAUGACCUCGCAACUGUUCAAAUCGGACAACCUGAUGGUCAAGUGCAACCUCAAGUCCGGCAAGUACAUAGCGUGCUGCCUGCUGUACCGCGGAUCGAUCGUGCCGCAGGACAUCAACGUGGCCAUAGGAGCAGUCAAAGCACGUCGUUCGAUCCAGUUCGUGGACUGGUGUCCGACGGGGUUCAAAAUCGGCAUCAACUCGAAGCGUCCCGUUACGAUGGCCGGAAGUGACCUGGCACCGGUCCAGCAGGGAGUUGCGCUGUUGGCGUCGAAUACGGCCAUCGCGGAGGCUUGGCAGCGGUUGGACCACAAGUUCGAUAUGAUGUACAUGAAGCGGGCGUUUGUGCACUGGUUUGUGAGUGAGGGCAUGGAGGAGUCGAUGUUUGUCGAGGCUCGGGAGAAUUUGGCCACGCUAGAAAUGGACUACAGGGAGGUGACCAAUGGGGGUGAUUCAAACGACACUAGUGAAGAAUGCUGACUGUUUGGAUAUGUUUUG
Molecule: messenger RNA, 1569 nt
Organism: Culex quinquefasciatus (southern house mosquito)
Lineage: Eukaryota; Metazoa; Arthropoda; Insecta; Diptera; Culicidae
Product: tubulin alpha-4 chain
Exons: 4
Coding region: 1-1551 (516 amino acids)
Biological process (GO): mitotic cell cycle; microtubule cytoskeleton organization
Cellular component (GO): cytoplasm; microtubule
Molecular function (GO): GTP binding; structural constituent of cytoskeleton
Source: RefSeq, a predicted model, not a curated record